GCGGUCUCUCCCGGUGGACACAGUGCCCCCGCUCACGUGGAGGUAAUUUGAGCAGACAGCAGUUAACUCGAUCUGCCUGCCUGACUGACAGACAGCAACACUCUGGAUUUACACGGAGACCGAGGAACUACACCGCACAAACAGCAUAAUAACUGAUAUUUGUCGUGUAAAAGAGUAUAAAUACUCACUGUUUUGAAGGCCUGUCGGUUUGUGGGUCGCCAUGAGGGCCCUGGACUUGCUCCUGCUGUUAUGUUGCUUGUGUGGCCUGUACGCGGUGGGAGGUGCGUCGGAGGGGGAGAAGCAGCUGAUUAAAGACCUGUUCAACAACUACAACCUGAAGGUUCGCCCUGCGGCCUCACCUGGCGCCAAGGUGGUGGUCCGGAUUGGCAUGAUCCUCUCCUCCUUCGUCAGCCUGAACAUGAAGGCAGAAGAGAUGAGCACAAUCGUUAUCAUGAACCUGGAGUGGACAGACCACCGUCUCUCCUGGAAACCUAAAGACAAUGACGGGAUCGAGGUGAUGAGACUUCCUGCUGGGAAGGUCUGGCUGCCUGACAUCGUCCUCAUCAACAAUAAUGAUGGUGUGUUUGAUGUGGCCCUCCAUGUCGCUGUCCAGGCCUAUAGUAGUGGGAGGGUGACCUGGUCUCCCCCUGCCCUCUUCUGCAGUUCCUGUGGGGUCAAGGUGACAUACUUCCCAUUUGACUGGCAGAACUGCACCAUGGUGUUCAAGUCUUACACCUACGACUCAUCAGAGGUGGACCUGCAGUACGCUCUGGAUGACCAGGGCAAAGAGAUCAAAGAGAUCCAAUAUGACGGAGGCUUCAGUGAGAGUGGUGAAUGGUACAUCCGCCACCAGCCCAGCAGGAAGAAUGAGAUCCGUGAGGACCUGUAUGAAGACAUCACCUUCUACCUGAUMAUCGAGAGGAAGCCUCUCUACUAUGUCUUCAACAUCAUCAUCCCCUGUAUCCUCCUCACCUGCAUAGCCAUCUUCAACUUCUACCUGCCGCCCGACGCUGGUGAGAAGAUGGGUCUGUCCAUCAACGUUCUGCUCACCCUGACUGUGUUCCUGCUGCUGCUAGCUGACAAGGUCCCCGAGACCUCCCUGGGUGUCCCCAUCAUCGUCAACUACCUCAUGUUCACCAUGAUCCUGGUCACCGUCUCAGUCAUCCUCAGUGUGGUGGUCCUCAACCUGCACCACCGGUCCCCUUCCACACACCACAUGCCCAUGUGGGUCCGCAAGAUCUUCAUCCACAUGCUGCCCCCCUACCUGGGCAUGCUGCGGCCCAAGGUGGAGAUGCCCCUCUCCUUGGACCAGCCCCCCAGGAGGGAGAAGAACAAUAUGACUAUCAGCCGCGCUGCCGACGAGUACUUCAUACGCAAGCCCAACACCUGCUUCCUCUUUCCCAAACCCAACAGGUACCAGUCUGAGGGCAUGUGUACUGACCUGAGGAAGUUCAUCGACGGGCCCAGCCACUACCUCACUCUGCCUCCGGAGCUCAAGACUGCCAUCGAGGCCAUCAUCUACAUCGCUGAGCAGCUACAGGCUGAGAAGGACUUUGCCGCUCUGAGGGAGGACUGGCAGUAUGUAGCCAUGGUUGUGGAUCGCAUGUUCCUGUGGAUCUUUGUGGUCUUCACUACUGUGGGAACCCUGGGCAUCUUUGCCAACGCCAGCUUCAACCACACCCCCAGCGACCCCUUUAAGUACCCCUAACGUGGGACACACACUCCACGUAUGCAUGAACACACACAAGAUCCCAAACUUUACCUCACUGAAACCCCAGAAGCCUUGACAGUUGCCCAAGCCUCCAAAACAGACAUGCGUAGCGGGAUCCUCUACAGGCUUGUCCACUCCACUUUUCUUACCAAAGAUGCCUUGGACAUAGCUACUCUAUACUGUACAUUGAAGGGUUUCUUUUUCUAUAUCUGCUGUGCUGAAGUGUGACAUUGCUGUAGUUCUGGGGCAGUAGGAAUCAAGCGUCUCAGAGUAGGAGUGCUGAUCUAGGAUCAGCCCCCACCCCCCAGUCGAUGAAAUCUUACUCAUUAUGUUCUAAAAGGCUAAACUGAUCCUAGAUCAGCACUUCUAUUGUGAGAUGCUUUCUGAAUACGGGCCCUGGUUUUACUAAUAUAUAUUUAUUGAUUGCUAUAUGUUUGGUGGGAGGAUAAAGACAGUGAAAACCAGAUACUAUAAAAUACCAAGUGUAUGCAUUUAAUUUACCAGAGUGAGAAUGUGUGUUUGGCAUGUAUACUAUAUGUACCUUUGGUCAUCCUUUGUGUAGUUUAGUGUGUGUGAAGUCUAUUCUUUUAUUCAGGAGUAGAAUAGCACAAACACACACACACAUAUAUAUAUAUAUAUCUAUAUAGUAAUGGGAAUUCCACAGGCAGUUGGUAUAGCUGGUGAAUACUGUGUGUAUAUAUAUUCCCAUUACUGUAGAAAUCUGUACCACACAAACACCUAUCUCAAUCACUAUUUCUCUCUUCUCUCCCAUACACACACACACACCUGUCUGUGACGCUUGUCGUGCUUUUGUUUUGUUUUUUUAAAUAAAUAUCUGAGAUGAGUCAAAUCAAAGGCUCCAUCUGUUGUCACAAUGCA
Molecule: messenger RNA, 2590 nt
Organism: Salvelinus sp. IW2-2015
Lineage: Eukaryota; Metazoa; Chordata; Actinopteri; Salmoniformes; Salmonidae
Gene: chrnb1
Product: cholinergic receptor, nicotinic, beta 1 (muscle)
Biological process (GO): nervous system process; monoatomic ion transmembrane transport; regulation of membrane potential
Cellular component (GO): postsynaptic membrane; plasma membrane; synapse
Molecular function (GO): acetylcholine-gated monoatomic cation-selective channel activity; transmembrane signaling receptor activity
Source: RefSeq, a predicted model, not a curated record